CCUAAGGAAACUGGAUAUGCUAUAUAGGCCACAAGAACGUGAAUAACAUUUAGAACGAGCUAGCUAACAGAUUCUCGGGUUUUUACAAUAAAGUCAGAGGAUGUAAAGAAAAACAAUGUCUUCCUCCCUCUCAGAAGAUGAGUUUCAUCGAAUGCAGCUGCAGCUUUUGGAGCUGAGAACUACAAAUUAUGAACUUGAUGGACAAUGUAAAAAGCAAGAAAGAGAAUUGAUUGCACUGAGGGAAAAGAUUGACUCUUUAGACAAGGAUUUACAGAAGGCAAACAAGGCUAUUCAAAAAAGUAAGAAAGCUAAGGAGGUUGAGUUAUUGAUACAAGAAAAUGACCAGCUCCAGAGAAAACUCCACAGCCAAGAAGAAGAGUUCAGACUCCAAAACCAGACUCUCAUGCAGGAACUCUCCAGGGUUGUAGAUGCCAAUGAGACUUACGAGAAAGAAAUAACAGCUUUGAAAGAGAACCGACCCCUAGAGGAUUCUGGGAAACAGAAUGACCUCGCUGAACUGGAGAGCCAGGUCAGAAGGUUACAGGCCGAAAAUUCCGCUCUGCAGAAAAAAUGUACAGUGGAUUCGGAGAACUUAAAAGGCAGCGAUGAGGGAACUGAGACAACAGAAGACGUGCCUGAUAUUAAUGAACUAAGUCUGAGUCUGGCGACAGAAAAAGAAGAAAAUAAACUUCUACAGGAGCAGUUAUCUGCCUUAGAGAAAUCAUCAAAAGAAAAAAUCCAAAAUCUACAGGAAGAGGUGGAGAAAAGUGCAGACAAACUGAAGAAGAAACAGGAAAGUUAUUUACAGUUACAUGCAGAAAAAGAAAGUGUGUUUACCGAGUUGAGUAAAAAGUUAGAGGAUGUUCAGGGUGGUCGGGACAGGGACCAGAAAUAUUACACAGACCAGAUCAGUAAGCUACAGCAGGAGUUAGAGAAGGGCAAAAAGUCUUACCAAGAGUUAGAAGACCAAGCUAGUAAACAGAAAACUGAGUCAGAACAAACCAUAACCUCACUCCAACAACAGGUCAGUGCUGCUAACAUUGUUGAAAACCAACACGUGAAGGAACAGACAGAGAAAUUACACCAACAGAUAUCACAACUCCAACAGCAACUACUGGGUCUUACACAGGCCCAGGAUGAUCUCAAAGUACAGCUACAGGCAAGUAAAGCGGCUCAACAAGAAGCCUCUGACCAGCUGUUGUCUGUGCAGAAGGAGAGAGACAAAAGCAUUGAAGACUGGCAGGAGAUCAAUAAA
Saccostrea cuccullata (small rock oyster) is the source of this 1255-nucleotide messenger RNA. Its product is annotated as GRIP1-associated protein 1-like. The transcript is spliced from 14 exons. Gene Ontology annotation, cellular component: glutamatergic synapse; extrinsic component of postsynaptic early endosome membrane; postsynaptic recycling endosome. Gene Ontology annotation, biological process: regulation of modification of synaptic structure; regulation of neurotransmitter receptor transport, endosome to postsynaptic membrane; neurotransmitter receptor transport, endosome to postsynaptic membrane. The annotation marks the transcript as partial. The record is from RefSeq and is a predicted model, not a curated record. Lineage: Eukaryota; Metazoa; Mollusca; Bivalvia; Ostreida; Ostreidae.